Molecule: messenger RNA, 1227 nt
Organism: Trichomonas vaginalis G3
Lineage: Eukaryota; Parabasalia; Trichomonadida; Trichomonadidae
Product: glycosyltransferase family
Exons: 1
Coding region: 1-1227 (408 amino acids)
Molecular function (GO): glycosyltransferase activity
Source: RefSeq, a predicted model, not a curated record
AUGAGCGCUCAGCGUUUAUUAAUGAUACAAGAAGUUAUUUUCAUCUUAGUAUGCUACUUCAUGAAUAAAGGAAGUGAUUUUUUCUUACAAAUGUCACUUAACCAAAUGGUGAGGUAUCCUUAUCUUAAUGAAAUUAAGAAUACAAAGCUAAUCAGAUAUAUUCCAAGUCAGUUCAUUAUCUCAGAGUCUAUUAUUAUACAUAAAAAUGACUAUGGAGGUGCCCAACUCAGGAAAAAUGGCGCUUGGGAAAGUAAAGAAGAAAACUACCCCAAUCAACCACUAAUUUUACCACACUACUUCGAUAUUUUUAAUUGUACAAUGGCGUUGCUGCGUAAUGUAUAUAUAAAUCAUGCUUCGGCAAUUGUUACUAACGAUUAUUUUAUCAUUCCCGAUGAAAAUGAUUGGUUUGUUGCUACAAAGAAACCAGGAGAAGGAAAAGUUAUAGCAUCAUAUGAUAAAGCAAUUGCCGUUGGGAGAGACUCAGAUAGAUAUGGACAUUGGAUUCUAGACUAUAUGGGACCUUUAUUAUUACUUCCUAUUGAUGUGAUUUUGACACAUAAAAUCUUAAACAUUCCAAAUAUUCCAAUUGCUCAUGAAAUGCUUGAUUUCUUAGGGGUACCAAAAGAAAAUCGGAUAUUUAGGAUGAAAAAGUAUGAGUUAAUACAUUGCAACUCGGUUUAUUUCCCUUAUAGACCAUUAGUCAAUGCAGACUAUAUUGGAUAUCCUAUUCAAUUAAUUCGAGAUUUUGUGCAUAAGCACUUAAAUCUCUCACAAAUAAAUCAAACAAAGUAUGCUUUCUACCAAAGACAAGCAACAAGAAAGAUUAUAAACUUUGACCAAAUGGUGAGUACAGCAAAAUCAAGCUUUCCUGAAUAUAAUUGGGAAUGCUUACAGGAUAGGCAAAGUUUAAUUGAAUGUGGCAAAAUCUGGGCAGCAAUAAAACUUAUGAUCUCAGGAAAUGGCUCUCACUUGUUUAGAUGUGUAUGUUUAAAGAAAGGAUGCGUUGUUGUUGAAAUAUUAGGUGCCUACAAUGAUUUGUCGUGCAUGGGAGCUCUUUAUUCUUGUGGAGUUCAUGUCAUUUCAAUCAAAAAUCCUUCAAUUUCUUAUUCAAUGUGGUGGGGUGGCUCCAGUUAUAAUGCUGAAAUAGACAAAAUCAUGAAGUCAAUUAGGUAUUUAAAGCCUUAUCUCGAUGGGAAAGAAUUCCCCAAAGAUUCUCUAAGAUUUUAG